UGCAAACUGAGUUAAUAAAACAUUCAAAAAAAAUGUCAAUAAUUAAAGCAUUUGCAUCAAAAAGAGUUGUUUUAGAAAAUUCAACAAUUCCAGCAAUAAUAUUAGUUGAAAAUGAAAUAAUAAUUGAUAUUAUUAAUGGAUUGAUUGAUGAUGAAAAAGUAAAUUUAAUAAAUAAAUAUAAAAAUAUUAUAAUUGAAGAUUUUGGUGAGCUUGUUUUGAUGGCUGGAAUUGUUGAUAGUCAUGUACAUUUAAAUGAACCUGGAAGAACAGAAUGGGAAGGUUUUAAAACUGGUACAAUAGCAGCAGCUGCUGGUGGUGUUACAACUGUUAUUGACAUGCCUCUUAAUUCAUUACCACCAACAACAACAUUGAAUGGACUUGAAUUAAAAAAACAAUCAGCAAAAGAUAAUAUAUUUAUUGAUGUUGGAUUUUGGGGUGGAAUUAUACCUGGUAAUAUUAAAGAAUUAAAACCAAUGAUUCAAGCUGGUGUUUGUGGUUUUAAGUGUUUUCUUUGUCCAAGUGGUGCUGAAGAAUUUCCUCAUGUUGAAUAUUCUGAUAUUGAAAAAGCUAUUGAUGAACUUGAUAAUACAAAUUCUGUGAUACUGUUUCAUGCAGAGUUGGAAGAAAACAUUGACAUUGAUGGCUUGGAUACAAAAUCUUAUGAUACUUUCUUAAAAACUAGACCAUCAAGUAUGGAAAUAAAUGCCAUUAAAAUGAUUAUUCAACUUUUUCAAAACUCAAAGGUCAGAUGUCAUAUUGUGCAUUUAUCAGCAUCAGAUGCACUUGAAAUUUUAAAAAUUGCUAAAGAAAAAAAUGCAUUAUUAAGUGUUGAAACUUGUCAUCAUUAUUUAUCAAUUGUUGCUGAAGAAAUACCACCAAAAUCAACACAAUUUAAAUGUUGUCCUCCAAUUAGAAGCUCAAAUAAUCGUGAAUUACUUUGGGAUGCAUUGAAAAAUGAAAUUUUAGAUAUGGUUGUUUCUGAUCAUUCACCAUGUACAGCAGAAUUAAAAACUGAUGAUUUUAUCAAAUCAUGGGGUGGAAUAUCAUCUUUACAAUUUGGUUUGCCAUUAUUUUGGACAGAGGCAAAAAAACGUAAUUUUAAAUUACACGAAAUAUCAAAGCUACUAUCAAAAAAUCCAUCAAAACUAGCUGGUUUAUCAGGCAAAAAAGGACAAAUAAAAAUCAAUUAUGAUGCUGAUUUUGUUGUAUGGUCACCAGAAGAUACAAUUACAAUUAAAAAAUCUUCAUUAUUAUACAAAAAUAAAAUAACUCCAUAUGACAAUCGUACUCUAAAUGGUAAAAUAAUUUCAACAAUAUUACGUGGUAAUUUUAUAUUUAAAGAUAACAAAAUUAUUGAUAAAUCAAUCGGUAAAAUUAUACCUGAUAAAAAAAUUUAAAUAAAAAAAAAUAUGCGUCGUUGUUUUGUUAUGUAGAAAAAAAAAACAUAAUUAUAUGCAUGACCUUGAAAAAUAAUGAAUCAUGCAUUGAAUGACGUCAUCAAUAAACUUUCUUAACAAAUAAAAUUGUUUUUUUUUUAAAUACUAAUAAACAAUUUAAAAAAAAAUAAAAAAUAAACCAACAAAAC
This is a messenger RNA of Aphidius gifuensis, 1585 nucleotides long. Its product is annotated as probable allantoinase 1. The record is from RefSeq and is a predicted model, not a curated record. The transcript has 6 exons. The coding region runs from base 33 to 1397 and encodes 454 amino acids. Lineage: Eukaryota; Metazoa; Arthropoda; Insecta; Hymenoptera; Braconidae. Gene Ontology annotation, molecular function: allantoinase activity; cobalt ion binding; zinc ion binding. Gene Ontology annotation, biological process: purine nucleobase catabolic process; allantoin catabolic process. Gene Ontology annotation, cellular component: cytoplasm.